Molecule: messenger RNA, 2812 nt
Organism: Lentinula edodes (shiitake mushroom)
Lineage: Eukaryota; Fungi; Basidiomycota; Agaricomycetes; Agaricales; Omphalotaceae
Product: stress-activated map kinase interacting protein 1-domain-containing protein
Exons: 9
Coding region: 73-2640 (855 amino acids)
Biological process (GO): TORC2 signaling
Cellular component (GO): plasma membrane; TORC2 complex; cytoplasm
Molecular function (GO): phosphatidylinositol-4,5-bisphosphate binding
Source: RefSeq, a predicted model, not a curated record
CACGUGAACUGAAGGGAUAAGCGCCCGCCGAACAGUUCUUUCAAAUUCCAAGUUCUUUCUCUUAAGAUUGUCAUGUCACUCAUUAGCGACACAUCCUUCUUAAUCCAUAGCCUUCGUCUUUCCUAUUUGCGCGAUAUAGAUGAUCCAUACGGUGCCAGAAUUAUAUCCCUUGACCCGUCUCACAGCUCCAACCCAUACAUUUAUACUGCUGGCCUUGCAGAUGAUGAGCGAUGGCCAGAACUUGAUUUUCCUUCCAGCCCUACCAUUAGUGAAGAUGAAAGUGAACGACCUCUUGGGUAUCCUGGAGCUCGUUUGAAACAUACACAAACCAUAAUGGGGCGUAGAUCUGGGGGACUAGGUCUCAGAGUCAAUGCAAAACGGGCUUCGGUGUCGAAAAGGUUGAGCAAGUCCUCAGAGGUUCAGAACUUCAUCCCAGAGAAUGCCCCUGUCCAACAAGACUCAGUUCUAAAUACAACUUCUAGUGCCCCCGUCACGACAACAGUAUUAGACACGGAUAUCAGCAAGCCUUCUGCAGACCAGCCAUCCAGUUCGUUGCAUCCAGACUCAACCAAACUGAACGUGACCGUUGUCGAACCAACCGUGGUGGCAGAAGCGCCAGUGCAGAAAGUCGUACAAUUCAUCCCCAAAUUCAAAGGUGCAGCCGAAAUGGAGGCCCGAAGACGGAUACGAAUGGCUGGAAUGGCGGCUAGAAGAGGUUUCACGAACGGAGAACCUGCCCCCUCUGUUGAACCUGUGAGGCCGGAUCCCACCCUUGAUGACACAUCCUCUGAGGAAGAUGUCGUUCACAUCGCGGAUGAUGAUUCGCCGGAUUCUGAUUUCGACCAGGUGGACAAUGAUAGUAUGGAUGACGGCGACGAAUUCGAUCCUGACUUUGCUGCUACUCGCCCAGUGAAUUCCGACAGUGCCUCAGAUAUAUCCAAUUCUCUACCAUCUAUCAACUCUUCUGUUCCUUUGGCGACAUCUGCUCGGCCAAGGCUCAGCCCUGUCUCUGAAGGUGGCGACACCUCAGAAGCUCCUGCUCGAUCCGCUACAACAGAUACCGAAGCCGCGGUUACGAGUAAAGUUCCCACUGUUUCCAAUCCUAUCCGCCGCCCAAAUGCUGUUCCAUUUUCUAAAAUCCCUUCACACACAACAUCCUCUGGCUCCCUUUCACAGCAUUCCUCCAGUAAUCAUAAUCUGAUAUCGUUUUCGCGAAAACCAGUUACACCGAUACGGCCGUUUCCAUCGGCCCUCACUGCUAUGCUCGGCGCAACGAGUAACACAUCCAACCCUUUCGCUGAAUUGUACGCGGCCAUAUCUGGCAGAGGUGAAGCAGCCGCGACCAACGUGUCUGUGUUCUUCCCUCACGCUCGCGAGCCAAGAGGGAAGGCAAUGGAGCUCAAUGUGAGAAAGGAUGCAACUGUCGAAGAGGUCAUUGGCUUUGCACUGUGGAAUUACUGGGAGGAAGCGUGGUUGCCCAAGCUUGAUCAAGGUAUUCCAGAAGGUGAAGAGGGGCAACAGGCCAGAGAAACACGACUUUCUGCUAUAGGAUGGGUCUUGAGACUUACCGAGGAUGACGGCGAGGUCGACGACGACUUUCCUCCGCCCGAUCGAACUGGAAAAAUUAUCAAAUUCAAUGCCGAUGGCUUUGCUGUCAUCGAAGCCACGCCUGCCCAAGUUGGACAAAAUCAGAUUCUUGAGAGUAAGAUUCAACGAAGGCCAUCCCGAACAAGUGGUGCUCGGAGGCCCGAUCUUGGCAAACCACCUGCUCUUGCACUACCCCCCUACUCCGGAGCUCCAAGCUCCAGCGCAAUCUUCAGCUCUUCCCUUGCUAACGGAUCCGUCCCGCUCUCGACAAGCCUUGGCCCUAUCUCCAGUCAUGGUCCACAGAUGUUCCUCCGGGUCAGAAUCGCCGAUAACGCAGAUGCUGUCCAUGUUUCUACAACGAUUCCCGUGUCUUCCGGAAUGUAUAUGCAGGAAGUUCUGGAACUCGUAUGUCGCAAACGCAAGAUCGCAAACUCAGGCGACUUUGCGUUGUUGUUGGCGGAUCUCCGGUUGUUCAUACCUUUGGACCGAACAGUGGCCAGUUUACAAGGCACACGUGAGCUUUUACUAGUGAAGAAGAGCAUGCUUCCCCAAAUGGGUGUCGACGUGAUGAAAGCAGGUCGGACAACAGAUCCUAACGCUUCAAUUUUCAAGAGAAUGUCGGACAGUCCGGAGGUUAAGCUAUCGUCGACGUUGGACUUUACUGCUGCAUACAAGAAAUACACCAUCUAUCGGAAACUACCCAUGCUUGUCGCCCGCCAGGAGAAGACCUUGGCCAUAGAUGGACAAUAUGUUCACAUAAUGCCAUCGACGAACAAGGCAGCCAAAGCCGUAUUCGAUAGCGGUCGCACGAUAUCUUAUCAUAUCAAGACCAUCGUUGAUUGCCAACAGUCAUCGAAAACGCCGCUUAACUUCAAACUUGUAUACAGCCGCGCAGGGGGUGAUAAACGAUACUUAUUCGAGGCAGAAACACCCAAGUUGGCAAAUGAAAUUGUACAAACCGUUAAGUCCUUGAAGGCUGCUCUUGAACGCUCGAGCACCGUGAGCAAGUCUAGACGUAGUAGACACGUCGGUGAACACCGUAGCUUACGCUAGGCUGGUACUCGUGCAUUGAAAUCCUAUAUUAUAAAACUAAAAAUGACUGGGGGAUAUCGAUAAGGCCGCAAGUGGCAAAACCUUUGAAAUUAUAGUUUCAGUAAACAAAUUUGUAACAAUACGUUGCUGUACAUAGUUAGUACAUAGUGGUAUGUGCAAAGUGCUGACAGAU